Stomoxys calcitrans (stable fly) is the source of this 1223-nucleotide messenger RNA. Its product is annotated as epidermal growth factor-like protein. Bases 201 to 1121 code for a protein of 306 amino acids. Lineage: Eukaryota; Metazoa; Arthropoda; Insecta; Diptera; Muscidae. The transcript has 3 exons. The record is from RefSeq and is a predicted model, not a curated record.
AAAACAAAUUGUUAUCAGUAGCUAAGCAGCAAUGACACUGAAAUACCAAUCGGAAGUUUGUUGGAGGUUUAGUUAGGCUUUUUGAAAUCGAUUUCCUUAAAGUGCUGGUGCAAAAUCAUCAUCGGAAUAGUUUCAAUUGAAUUAAACAAGUGAAAGUACACCAAAAGUUAACGAUUAAAAGUAUAUUCAAGACAUAAAUUAUGGAAAAAUAUUUGAAUUACGUAAGGCCUCAUACCUUUAAAGUGUUUAAAUACUCCUUUUUGGCUGUAGUUCUUGGAUUUCUUCUGCAACAAUUGAGUCAUGCUGUCUCUGUGGUGGUGGAGGCCAAGGCAUACGAUCAACGUCAACGUUCAAAAUUUCCAAUGUCACAGUCCACACCGCAGAUGUAUGGUGCUGCUGCAAGAUAUUCCCAAAUUGCGAUAAACAAUGAAUGUAAUUCCGAAGUGGGUAAUCAGACGCACAUAUACACAUUGAAUGUGCCCAAUGAUGCAGUUGCUAACUAUGCCGUUGUCAAAGUACUUGAAAAGACUCAGCGUUACACCAGAAUCACUGUCUGUUGUCCUGGUUAUGUUUUGGAGCGUAGUCUUGAAGGUGAUGUUUGUUCCCCCGUUUGUGAUGAUUGCCGCAAUGGCCAUUGUGUGGGACCCAACGAGUGUGAUUGCUUCGAUGGAUUUGUACGCAAUGACAACGGGGACUGUGUAUUCAGUUGCCCUCUGGGUUGUCUAAAUGGCCGUUGUUAUCUAGACGAAACCUGUAAAUGUGAUCCAGGUUAUAAGCUGGAUGAGACUCGUCGUUUCUGCCGUCCGAUUUGCAGUAGGGGUUGUGGUUCAAAUCUACUAUUGAAUUGUACCGAGCCCGAAGUUUGUAGCUGCAUUAAUGGUUAUACCCUGACUGAGAGUGGUUGUAGGGCUACCUGUUCACCAGAUUGUGGGCCGGGCGGUGAAUGCAAUGUCAAUGGUGUUUGUGCAUGUAAACAUGGCUUUACCCUCAAGGAAGGGGUAUGUCAUGCCACCUGCUACCAAUCUUGUGAAAAUGGCAUGUGCUACAGUCGCCAUAGAUGCAUAUGUAAUCCUGGCUUUAUUUAUAUGGAGAACACGGGAAAUUGUGUUGAAAAACCUUGAAGAUGCGUUUUAUGUUAUGUUUAGAAAAUUAGGACAAAUUUCUUGAUUUUAAAUAAUAGUUGGCCUUAAAAUAAAGAUUUUAACUUUCUUUUAGUAACAUAA